Messenger RNA from Recurvomyces mirabilis, 855 nucleotides. RefSeq lists its product as uncharacterized. The record is from RefSeq and is a predicted model, not a curated record. The transcript has a single exon. The coding region runs from base 1 to 855 and encodes 284 amino acids. NCBI's taxonomy places the organism in Eukaryota, Fungi, Ascomycota, Dothideomycetes, Mycosphaerellales, Teratosphaeriaceae. Gene Ontology annotation, molecular function: acyltransferase activity, transferring groups other than amino-acyl groups.
AUGUCGCGAUCCGAGUUUGUGGACUGUGUCCAUCCCGUGUAUGAGAGAAUCGAGCUUUACGACGCCAAAAGCGUGCCCACCGACCAGCCCAAGAACGAUGCCGCUGAUGGAGUCAAGGCUCUGCCACAAGGCUUCAUCGAUGCCAUGAUUGUUCGUGAAGAGGUCUUCGUGCGUGAACAGAACAUCGCGCUCGAGAAUGAACUCGACGAGGACGAUCAACGAAGCUUUCAUUGGGUCGCAUACGCCUCUCUUCCGGCCAAGCAUACCUCGCCCGAGAUAGCUGCCCAGGGUGCCAAUGGGAAGAAUAAUGCUGCUAGGCGCAUCAGCAACAGUACUAAGAUUCCCAUCGGCACAAUUCGUUUGGUACCUCCACCACAUGCUCCCCAUUCGGACGCUUCUGGAGACAGCAUCAACGACACCACUGAGUCCCAAAACGAAGACCGCAAGGACAGCUCUGUUGCGCAUGAUCCAAAAGAAUCAUACAUCAAGCUUGGCCGCCUAGCUGUCAUCAAGGAGUUCCGUAAAGCAGGCAUUUCCAAGCUCCUGAUCGAGACGGCCCUGAGCUUCGCACGAGAGCACCACUACGUCUUCUCACCGAACCACGACCCGGCCAAGUUCGAGGCGUCCAAGCAACUUUCGGAUCGCGGCGUCACGCUUGACUGGAAGGGUCUUGUGCUUGUACAUGCUCAGACUGGCGUGCAGAAGAUUUGGCGUAAAUAUGGCUUUGAGACUGAUACCACUAUGGGCGAGUGGGAUGAGGAGGGUAUCAUGCAUGUUGGGAUGUGGCGCAGGAUGGACAUUGGGCGCAGGAAGAGCAAGGCUUUUCACAUCGGCAGUCCACUGGCUAGCCCGUGA